Molecule: messenger RNA, 2178 nt
Organism: Psammomys obesus (fat sand rat)
Lineage: Eukaryota; Metazoa; Chordata; Mammalia; Rodentia; Muridae
Gene: Nhlrc1
Product: NHL repeat containing E3 ubiquitin protein ligase 1
Exons: 1
Coding region: 7-1197 (396 amino acids)
Biological process (GO): negative regulation of translation; protein polyubiquitination; proteasome-mediated ubiquitin-dependent protein catabolic process
Molecular function (GO): protein binding; translation repressor activity; ubiquitin protein ligase activity
Source: RefSeq, a predicted model, not a curated record
GGCGCGAUGGGGGAGGAGGCGGCGGGGGUGCGGCCCGAGCUGGUGCGCGAGGCGGAGGUCAGCCUGCUGGAGUGCAAGGUGUGCUUCGAGAGGUUCGGCCACCGGCAGCAGCGGCGGCCGCGCAACCUGCCCUGCGGCCACGUGGUCUGCCUGGCCUGCGUGGCCGCCCUCGCUCAUCCACGGACGCUGGCCUUCGAGUGUCCCUUCUGCCGGCGGGCCUGCCGGGCCUGCGACACCAGCGAUUGCCUGCCGGUGCUGCACCUCCUGGAGCUCCUGGGCUCCACCCUGCACGCGUCCCCGGCUGUCCUCAGCGCGGCCCCCUGUGCGCCCGGGGUUCUCACGUGCCACCACGCCUUUGGCGGGUGGGGGACCCUGGUGAACCCCACGGGUCUUGCGCUGUGCCCCAAGACCGGACGGGUGGUGGUUGUGCAUGACGGGAAGAGGCGAGUCAAGAUCUUUGACUCUGGAGGAGGAGGUGCACACCAGUUUGGAGAGAAGGGGGACGCCGCGCACGACGUGAAGUACCCCCUGGAUGUCGCCGUCACCAACGACUGCCACGUGGUUGUCUCCGACGCCGGAGACCGCUCCCUCAAAGUGUUUGAUUUCUUUGGCCAGGUCAAGCUGGUUGUGGGGAAGCAGUUUUCCCUGCCCUGGGGGGUGGAGAUCACCCCUCAGAACCAGCUCCUGGUGACUGACGCAGAGGCAGGGUCCCUGCACCUGAUGGAAGUGGAUUUCCCGGAAGGGGUCCUCCGGAGGACUGAGAGGCUGCAGCCUCAGCUGUGCAAUCCCCGUGGGGUGGCCGUGUCUUGGCUCACGGGGGCCAUUGCCGUCCUGGAGCACCCCUGGGCCUUGGGGACAGCAGGCUGUGACAGCACAAGGGUGAAGGUGUUCAACCCCGAGAUGCAGCUGAUUGGCCAGGUGGAUAGCUUCGGGCUGAACCUCCUCUUCCCCUCCAAAAUCACUGCCUCAGCUGUGGCCUUCGAUCACCAGGGAAACGUGAUUGUCGCCGACACCUCUGGGCCAGCCGUCAUCUGCUUGGGGAAGCCUGAGGAGUUUCCAGCCCUGAAGCCCGUGGUCACUCAUGGUCUUUCCCGUCCUGUGGCACUGGCCUUCACCAAGGAGAAUUCCCUUCUCGUCUUGGACACUGCGUCCCACUGUAUAAAAGUCUUUAAAGCGAUGGAGGGGAAUGGAGGGUGAGGGGGAGCGCGGGGCCUGGAGUCUUCGGGAGUGAAGCGCACCACGGAUGAGUCAGUUAUCACUCAUCCAUCCAGGCAAGGAUAAUGGUCACUGCCCGGCAGAAGUACCGGAUUGAGGCAGUUAUUAAAACCUAAUAAUUAAAUGUAUCAUUCAGUGAAUGCCUACUCCCCAUGUUAAGAAAUUUGCAAAUCUUACCUCUUUUGCUCCUUAAUGUGCAGUAAUAAUUUCUAUUAUUAGUCCCAUUUUAGAGAUAAGAAAAGAGACCCAAAGAGCUUAAUAUGAUUUCUUCAGUGGUGUAUCUACUGGGACAGUAUCAAAUUGAACUCAAUUCCGACUCCAAACCAUUUGCUCUUAAAUAUGAUGCCAGAUGUCAGGAAAAAAAAACAAAAACAAAACGUGAGCAUGUCUUAGGCAUGCUCUCCUUACAAGCAGCUAACUGACUUCAGUGCACAAAGAAACAAAAGGAAGGGCUCUCCGGUGGUUUUUAAAAGAAAGGGGAUUCUGUGUGUUGUCAGUUGUGAGGUCCCCCGAUGGCAGAGUAGAUGGAUUAUUAUAAAUCCCAAGAUUUGAACUAGAAACAAAGUUGAGCAAUUUCCUCGUAAAGCAGAAGCUGGCUGUCUCACAGUGUGUGUCAAUCACCCCAGCACCUGCAAAGUGGAGACAGGAAGUUCAAUGCCACGUACAGCUACCUAGUAAAGUGAGGCUGGGGUAGGCUUCAUGAAGUCUCUCUCUCUCUCAUUCCCUGAGUGAUGGUUUGAGAAAGGUCUGCAAAGCCACUGCGGGCUGGUAUCAUGGGCAGAUGAGACUUUGUGUUAAUUAGGCGUCACCCCGGUACAUUCAUGGCAGAAGUGAUCUUGUUCGCUGUGUGGUGAAUCUCUGCAGCCUGGAGUACUCUGUGAUGGGAAUUUCCUCUGUGCAAUUUAGAAUGUGAUCCAAACACUGUAUGCUCAAUAAAGCACUGCAGAUGUGUCUUGGACUGAA